AUGUUCGAAAUUCGAACGCACAAAAGCCGCCCGCUGUGGAACGUUUCCCGCCGAAAUAUUUGCGCCGCGUUCAAGGUCAGCGUGAGGCAGGUCAGCGCCGUGACGUCACCGGCGCCCUCCAAAACGCCGGGUCAACGGCCGCGCUGCCAUUGCGGAAAUUGUGCUGCGCGCGUUCGGAAUUCGAAUUGGGCCCCUUUGGCUGUGUGCGUGCGAUUGUGCGUUUCGGCGUUGGCGCGCGGCGUCCGUGUGUGCGCGAGACGCGUGUGUGCACGGUCGAUUUGGGGGGCUUUUUUGUGCGUUCCCGCGCCAUCGAAUACAGCCCUCGGACGUUACGAAUGGGUUACCGAGGGAGAUGGCAGUUCUUCAAUAGUCUUAAUAAGUCGGCGGCGGCACAACAAAACCCCCGCUCCCAAGCGGCCCCAUUUCGUGCGCGAAACGUCCGCAUUCGAUAUU
This is a messenger RNA of Iphiclides podalirius (scarce swallowtail), 453 nucleotides long. NCBI's taxonomy places the organism in Eukaryota, Metazoa, Arthropoda, Insecta, Lepidoptera, Papilionidae. The record is from the annotation of a GenBank genome assembly.